This is a messenger RNA of Nipponia nippon (crested ibis), 1398 nucleotides long. It is a transcript of the gene TUFT1, whose product is annotated as tuftelin 1. Gene Ontology annotation, biological process: intracellular signal transduction. Gene Ontology annotation, cellular component: intracellular anatomical structure; I band. The record is from RefSeq and is a predicted model, not a curated record. Lineage: Eukaryota; Metazoa; Chordata; Aves; Pelecaniformes; Threskiornithidae.
AUGGGGAACCCCCCGGACGCUGUCUCACCUCUUCGUCUCCAUGCGGGUCUCGGGGUUGGCACGGCGCGCCAUGCCAAACGCCCCGUGGGCGUGGUCAAGAGGGGCGUGGUUAUUGUGAAGAGGGCGUGGCCGUCUAGGGGGCGUGGUCGUGGAGUGGGCGUGUCGGGGGCGUGCCCGGCGGGGGCGUGUCCGUAUAGAAGGCGCGGCGGCGCGCGGCGCGGCGGCGGCGGGGCCAUGAACGGGCUGCAGGGCUGGUGCGCGGUGCUGGAUGUGCGGCCCCACGGCGAGAGCCCGGAGAGCGUGAAGGUGCUGCGGCUGACUCUGCCGAAUGACCUCCCGGGCGACAGGCGCGAGCAGGCGAAGCAGAAGCCGGUGGGAAAAGCCUUCGCCAUGGUGGCCAACAGAUCCAGCAACGGUCACUCCCUGGCCUCCGAGUGCAUCAAGUCCAACGACGGCGAUGAGGAGAUCAUCAAGGUCUAUCUCAAGGCGCGGGCCGAGGGCAGCAUGAACCACGAGGAGCACGUCAACCAGCUGAAAAGUGAAGUUCGUUACAUUCAAGAGGCUAGAAGUUCUUUGAAGAAGCUGCGGGAAGACUUAAGUAGUAAACUUGAGAACAGACAAGGAGAUAAACAGCACGCACAGGUCAUGCUGGAAAAGCAGAACGGGAGCUGGCUGUACCCCGAGAGGCUGCGUGCCGACUCCUGGGAGGAGCAGGAGGAGGACUGCUCAGGUGAAGACGUGGAAAAGAUCCGACAGACGGCAAAGAGGCUGUUCGCAAAGCUGCAGGAGGCUGAAAAGCGCCAUCAGUUGGAAAAGAAAGCCUUUGAGAGGACGGUCUCGCAGUACCAGGAGGAAGCGGAGCAGACGAGCUCUGCCCUGCGGAGAGCGGAGAAGAGCGUGGUGGAGAAGGAGGUGCAGGUGGAUGAGCUGCAGAGGCUCCUGGCAGGGAUGGAGAAGGAGCACAGGAGUUUGCUGCUGAAGAUGAAAGAGGGCGAAGCAGAGCUGGCGAGGCUGAGAAGCGUGGAAGGUGACAAGCUCGCCGAACAAGACCGGUCAGCCCAGCUGGAGAAGGAGGUGGCCAUGCUGCGGGAGAAGAUACACCAUCUGGACGACAUGCUGAAAAGCCAGCAACGCAAAGUCCGCCAGAUGAUCGAGCAGCUCCAGAACUCCAAAACGGUGAUUCAGGCCAAAGAUGCCGUGAUCCAGGAGCUCAAGGAGAGAGUCGCUUACUUGGAGGCUGAGAACCUGGAGAUGCACGACCGCAUAGAGCACUUGAUCGAGAAGCAAGUCAGUCGGGGCGGCCACAGCUCCAGAGUGCGCUCGAAGUCGGAGUACGUGAGCAGCAAAAGGGUGACGGGCCCCAAGCCGCUGCCUCUCAUUCGAGUAGUGGAAACAUGA